Molecule: messenger RNA, 1952 nt
Organism: Phaeodactylum tricornutum CCAP 1055/1
Lineage: Eukaryota; Bacillariophyta; Bacillariophyceae; Surirellales; Neidiaceae
Exons: 1
Coding region: 121-1398 (425 amino acids)
Biological process (GO): regulation of DNA-templated transcription
Molecular function (GO): sequence-specific DNA binding; DNA-binding transcription factor activity
Source: RefSeq, a predicted model, not a curated record
CGUAGUCUCACAUUGCCAGAAACGUAGACGACGAUCAAUCAAUACUUGAAGGCAUCUGCUUUCGUCAGCACUCGAGGUACAGCAAUAUUCCCUCGCUAGAGUGUAUUGACAGAGCGAAAAAUGAACAACAACCGGGGAUCCGGCGCGGACAACGAGCGUGAUAUGAACGACGUCGCCCGUGCGCUAAGCGAAGGAUUGCUACAGAUAGCAGCGGAAGUUUCGAGUCAACGGGGUGACAGCGGGAGUCAGUCUGGGCAAAUCUUUCGUAUGGAAGGUUUGGCGACGCCGAGUAGUCAGGGAGUUGGCGUAACCACAGGCAGUUUGCCGCUUCGAGACCAAGACGCUGUUAGUACACUUGUACAAAGACUAGCACAGGGAAUGCAGACCUCUGCAGCCCAAGGCGGACCACCCCAGCCAAGUGGACUGUCUCAGCCAAAUACGGGUGUGGCCCUCUCUACUCCAUCUUCUACUCUUGAUGUGAAUCAGCUGGUGGCAAUGAUCCAACUCGUCGCGGCACUCAGCGCAAACAGCAGUUUGAUUGCAGAGAACACCAACCAGUCCCUGGAGUUGCUAAGGCAGCUACAAGUAGCUUCUCACCACGCCCAGCUAGCGUCGGUUCAUCAGCAAAAUAUCCAGCUCCUAAAUCAUCUUCGGACAGUGCAGAAUGGGCUGGUGUCCGGCUCAAGUGAAAUAGUUCCAAACCCAGUAAGGCCGACGAACUCACAAGCCAUUACAACCGCAGACUUUAUGAAGGAACUUCGGCAGAAUAUUGUUCCGGUGUCAUUCCAAGCACAGCACUUUCAGCCAGCCAAUAUCGGAACACAGGCAAUCCCUGGCAACGUUGGCAGUGGACCUUCGAAUUCCACUGCACCGCAAAACAAUAGAAUUCCGGUCGAAAACAUAACCACACGCUGCCCAGAACUUGCUACCUUUCCUCAAAACAUUCAUCAAGGAGACGCGAGUAUUUCUGGAUCUCCUGAAAGUCGUCACGCUUUGCUGAGCUCGCCCAUACACCGGCAGAUACCAGUGCAACUACGGAUGGAAGGCUACGAACCAUUUCCGAAAAAGUUGUAUCGCAUUCUCGAAGACGCAGAGCGUCACGGACAGGAAACAAUCAUUUCCUGGAUGCCUUCUGGAAAGUCACUAAGGAUCCAUGAUCCUGACACUUUUAUGAAGGAAAUUGCCCCAUUGCAUUUUCGGCAUUCGAAAUACACGUCCUUUAUGCGGCAGUUGCAAAUGUACGACUUCGUACGCGCAGCCGAAGGAGCGUACAUUGACUGCUAUGCGCAUCGAGAUUUCCAGAAAGGAAAGCCAGAAUUAUUGUCCAAUUUACGACGAGUUCAGGUAAAGUUGAAAAGGCCUCCCAAGAGUGAAGCGGGCGAUGAAAACGCGGACUAAUAAAAGCAAACCCUCCACCAGAGCUAGAGAGCGGUGACAAAGGUGUCUCUCGAAGUCUGAUUCCAUCGAGAGGGAAAUGAUCGUUGGAUGCAGGAAGAACAGCGUUGCUCAAAGCGAACCCGUCCUACACAUGCGUCGGAAAAUUGCCAACAUUAAAUUGAUGUUGUAGCAACAGACAAAGGUGUGGCACAGUUUCACGAGGCCCUCCUUUUAGCCGCGAUGUCUCGAUUUAUGAACAGUCCUUUCCUUUUUGCCAGAAGGACCGUGAAAGUGUCGACCACGGCCAUGUGGUGCGGCAGCGUGGGCUCCCGUGCAAAAGAUAGGUCGCCAUUUCCAGGAAACCAAAAUCUUUUAAAAAUUGACUACCCCCAUGGUCUCGAGGUAUUUAGCCGAGAAAAACUGUUUCUAUGUGUAUUCCAUUUCGAAGUCCACGACAUUGAAUUUCAAUGCCAGAUCUGAAAGAACCAAUAAACGAAUUGGUGCGUCAUUCCCCCGCCACUUGGUCUUUUUCUCUCCAAUUAAUAUAACAUAAUGAAAAUUAUGGAAAUUGAUUC